This is a messenger RNA of Salvelinus namaycush (lake trout), 1004 nucleotides long. Its product is annotated as dnaJ homolog subfamily C member 24-like. Bases 318 to 767 code for a protein of 149 amino acids. The record is from RefSeq and is a predicted model, not a curated record. Lineage: Eukaryota; Metazoa; Chordata; Actinopteri; Salmoniformes; Salmonidae. Gene Ontology annotation, molecular function: ferrous iron binding; ATPase activator activity. Gene Ontology annotation, biological process: positive regulation of ATP-dependent activity. The transcript is spliced from 4 exons.
AUCACGUGACACAGGCACGCGGCUGGAAAAGCAAAGUGCCAGACAUUUGUGUAAUGUGCUGGUUUCAGCUUGUGGUUGAACCCUUUUGGAAUUACGAUAUAUAAUGCAGUUUAACAAAAUAAUAUUUUGAUGGCAUGUUUAUAACGAUAAUGUUUGCUGACUGGUUAGCCUGCAAAGAUCACGUGGACAUUGUUGUUGUUAGCCUUGUGGCUAGCUGUCAUUCAUAGGCGACGAAACGGUUAGAUCGCACCUAUUCUGGUAAUGAAACUACCUUGCUUGGCUCACAAAUUUAAUCAAAAGAUGAUUGAUUUCUCAACAUGACAAGUGAACGUAGAUCCCAGAAAGACUGGUAUUCUAUCCUUGAAUCCAGUCCAUCGGAUGGGCUACAAGACCUCAAACAGAAGUACCAAAGACUGGCCUUAAUGUAUCACCCCGACAAGCAGGGCCCAGAUGUGACUGUGACUGAGGCAGAGGAGCACUUACACAGGUUCAUUGAGGUUGAUCAGGCUUGGAAGGUCCUGAGCAACCAGGAGACCAAGAGAGCCUACGAUCUGCAGUUGCGUGCCAGCGAACUGAAUCAGAGUUGGCCAGUCGACGCCCAUGUCUGUCUGGAUGACAUGACUUGGGAUGAUGAUAACGAGGUGUACACGUAUGGCUGUCGCUGUGGAGGGGAAUUCUCCAUUGGAAGAGAGGAGGCGGAAGGGGAAGAGGCCAUUGUGUGCUGUGAUACCUGUUCACUCAGCAUAGAAGUCAAGACGACAACCUGACUGACUGUCUCAUUGUUCGCCAGACAUCUCUAAAUCCUGAAGAACUAGAUCAAGGAGAUUCAUAGUUUUCUUUUAAUCUACAUCCACCGAACACGUGUCCACAUUUGAACCUUUUUAAUUGGGCCCCCAUGGGACCUUGUGCACCUGUCUAUUGGACAAUGAAAGGAAAUUUGAUUUUGCUCUUUUAAAUGUCAUGCAAUAAAAUCAUGGUGCAAAAUUAAACUAACAACCAAUCAA